Molecule: messenger RNA, 564 nt
Organism: Solenopsis invicta (red fire ant)
Lineage: Eukaryota; Metazoa; Arthropoda; Insecta; Hymenoptera; Formicidae
Product: KRAB-A domain-containing protein 2-like
Exons: 1
Coding region: 1-564 (187 amino acids)
Biological process (GO): DNA integration
Molecular function (GO): nucleic acid binding
Source: RefSeq, a predicted model, not a curated record
AUGUUUAGAGGAAGUAAAAACUGCAAAGAACGUGAAAAAAAGGAAGCUGUUCAUUACAGGCGUAUAAAGCGCUAUGAUAUUUUGACUAUAGGCGGCGAAGAAAGGCUAAUUGCACCGAUGAAGGAAGAGAAUGGAGAAAUCAAGUAUUAUGUCGACUUAUUCAACAUUCUCGAAGAAAUGUAUGUUGCUGUUGGACACGGUGGAAGGACAACGGAAUGUAACCGCAAGUAUAAAAACAUAACAGUUAAGGCUAUCAUGACGUAUUUGAAGCUAUGCCAACCUUAUCAAAAGAAACAGAAGACUUUGAAAAAGGGCAUUGUCAUCAAGCCUAUACUUCAUAGUGAAAUGAACUCACGUUGUCAAAUAGAUCUCAUAGACCUACAAACCAACCCUGACGGAAAUUAUAAAUUCAUAUUAGUUUACCAAGACCAUCUUACUAAAUUUGUGAUCCUUCGUGCACUUCGAACUAAACUCGCAGCAGAAGUUGCAUAUCAUCUCUUGGAUAUUUUCACCACUUUUGGAGCGCCGAGCAUCCUUUAUUCCGAUAAUUUUGUAACCAAAUAA